Homo sapiens (human) is the source of this 7406-nucleotide messenger RNA. It is a transcript of the gene SEC63, whose product is annotated as SEC63 protein translocation regulator. Gene Ontology annotation, biological process: post-translational protein targeting to endoplasmic reticulum membrane; SRP-dependent cotranslational protein targeting to membrane. The record is from RefSeq and is a predicted model, not a curated record. Lineage: Eukaryota; Metazoa; Chordata; Mammalia; Primates; Hominidae. Bases 1344 to 3458 code for a protein of 704 amino acids. The transcript has 21 exons. Gene Ontology annotation, cellular component: endoplasmic reticulum membrane.
CCUUUUCUUCGGAGUUUCCUGUUUGUGACGGAAAAAGUGCAAGUAUGAAGGAUUAAGUCUCGUUUAAUUAAUCUUGUAGGGAAUUUUGAGGUAGUGGGUCGAUUUACUUUUGGUUCUAAGUCUUUUCACAUUAAACAACAUCGAAUUAAAGCACAGAAUAACAGAUUCUUUUCAUAUUUCACUUGAUGUUUGGGUAAUGUUUGCAUCCAUUUGUUGCACUCUACUAGGACAUAUGGCAGAUGGUAUUCUUAAAGCUGAUGUAACUGCGAGGGCCUAAUGGGUUAUUUAUGGUAGUGUUAACAGUAAGGAGUGGGUUUUGAGUAUUAACAACUUAGGGAAAGCUUUCUAUUGCACAAGAGCUGUGCUAACUUGCUUAAAUAUCUUCUCUUCAAUUGGGUGUGCUGGAGGUCUAGGUUGUCCAGGUUAUAUACUCUACUUGGAGAAGUUGUUAACAGUGAAGCCUUGAAUCAGCUCAGAACUUGUUAUACUUUCAGAUGGAUUCAGUGUCCUGUAACAUUCUUUUUCCCCCCCGCCCCAUGUGAUCUGCAGGAAACUAACAUUCUUGACUUGGAAUAGAACUAAAAUAAAUUUAGGAUAAAUAGUAACAAAGGAUUGCAUCAUUUUGUACGUUUGACAAUAAGUUUAAAAAUCCAUUAGAUGCAAAAAUCUGUCCAAAGUUACUAGUCUUAAUACUUUUUUUACUCAAUGGGUAGUUUAUGAAAUUUGGAUCUUGGACUGUUGUGCCUUAUUUCCUAAGUGCAUUUAAAUUGUGUAGGUUCUUCCUCGAUGUUGAAAAAGGAAAAAAAAUUGGGUAGGUUCUUUGGGCAGUGAUUGUGUAUAAGUGAAGUCUUAAUGCUGUAAUGGCUUUUCUUAUCUGCAAACCUAGGCCAUUCUUGUGGUUGUUGUAUUUCAAGUUAAAAGGGUACACUUUUCAGUAGUUUAUUUUCACCUAACAGCCAUUAUGUGUGCAAUUGGUAGUGUAGAAAACAAAAAGGUAUUGGGAGAGUAGUCGGUGGGUUUGGCCAGAAUGUGUUUUGAUCAGGCAGAACAAAGGUAUAAAAAAAAGUGUUUUGAGAAACUGCCCUGAUUUCAGAAAUUAGCCAUCAUUUUUUAAUCUACAUUGGAUUUUUAAAGUUGUUCUUUUUUUCUUUUUAAAGCGGGGAGAGUCUCAUUUACCCAGGCUGGUCUUGAACUUGCUUCAAGUCAUCCUCCCGCUUCAGCCCCCCGAGUAGCUGGCCUUACAGACUUGAGCCACUGUGUCAGGAUGGAUUUUUGAAAUUUGAAAGUCAUAUUUUCAUGAGCAAAUUCGAUUAAAGAAUAUCAGAAAAGUAUAUGGAAGGUGUAUGUGGUAUCGUUUACGGUUAUUAAAACCCCAGCCAAAUAUUAUUCCUACAGUAAAGAAAAUAGUUCUGCUUGCAGGAUGGGCAUUGUUCUUAUUCCUUGCAUAUAAAGUUUCCAAAACAGACCGAGAAUACCAAGAAUACAAUCCUUAUGAAGUAUUAAAUUUGGAUCCUGGAGCCACAGUAGCAGAAAUUAAAAAACAAUAUCGUUUGCUGUCACUUAAAUAUCAUCCAGAUAAAGGAGGUGAUGAGGUUAUGUUCAUGAGGAUAGCAAAAGCUUAUGCUGCUUUAACGGAUGAAGAGUCCCGGAAAAAUUGGGAAGAAUUUGGAAAUCCAGAUGGGCCUCAAGCCACAAGCUUUGGAAUUGCCCUGCCAGCUUGGAUAGUUGACCAGAAAAACUCAAUUCUGGUUUUACUUGUAUAUGGAUUGGCAUUUAUGGUUAUCCUUCCAGUUGUUGUGGGCUCUUGGUGGUAUCGCUCAAUACGCUAUAGUGGAGACCAGAUUCUAAUACGCACAACACAGAUUUAUACAUACUUUGUUUAUAAAACCCGAAAUAUGGAUAUGAAACGUCUUAUCAUGGUUUUGGCUGGAGCUUCUGAAUUUGAUCCUCAGUAUAAUAAAGAUGCCACAAGCAGACCAACGGAUAAUAUUCUAAUACCACAGCUAAUCAGAGAAAUUGGCAGCAUUAAUUUAAAGAAGAAUGAGCCUCCACUUACCUGCCCAUAUAGCCUGAAGGCCAGAGUUCUUUUACUGUCUCAUCUUGCUAGAAUGAAAAUUCCUGAGACCCUUGAAGAAGAUCAGCAAUUCAUGCUAAAAAAGUGUCCUGCCCUACUUCAAGAAAUGGUUAAUGUAAUCUGCCAACUAAUAGUAAUGGCCCGGAACCGUGAAGAAAGGGAGUUUCGUGCUCCAACUUUGGCAUCCCUAGAAAACUGCAUGAAGCUUUCUCAGAUGGCCGUUCAGGGACUUCAGCAAUUUAAGUCUCCCCUUCUGCAGCUCCCUCAUAUUGAAGAGGACAAUCUUAGACGGGUUUCUAAUCAUAAGAAGUAUAAAAUUAAAACUAUCCAGGAUUUGGUGAGUUUAAAAGAAUCAGAUCGUCACACUCUACUGCACUUCCUUGAAGAUGAAAAAUAUGAAGAGGUUAUGGCUGUCCUUGGGAGUUUUCCAUAUGUGACCAUGGAUAUAAAAUCACAGGUGUUAGAUGAUGAAGAUAGCAACAACAUCACAGUAGGAUCCUUAGUUACAGUGUUGGUUAAGUUGACAAGGCAAACAAUGGCUGAAGUAUUUGAAAAGGAGCAGUCCAUCUGUGCUGCAGAGGAACAGCCAGCAGAAGAUGGGCAGGGUGAAACUAACAAGAACAGGACAAAAGGAGGAUGGCAACAGAAGAGUAAAGGACCCAAGAAAACUGCUAAAUCAAAAAAAAAGAAACCUUUAAAAAAAAAACCUACACCUGUGCUAUUACCACAGUCAAAGCAACAGAAACAAAAGCAGGCAAAUGGAGUCGUUGGGAAUGAAGCUGCAGUAAAGGAAGAUGAAGAAGAAGUUUCAGAUAAGGGCAGUGAUUCUGAAGAAGAAGAAACCAAUAGAGAUUCCCAAAGUGAGAAAGAUGAUGGUAGUGACAGAGACUCUGAUAGAGAGCAAGAUGAAAAACAAAACAAAGAUGAUGAAGCAGAGUGGCAAGAAUUACAACAAAGCAUACAGCGAAAAGAGAGAGCUCUAUUGGAAACCAAAUCAAAAAUAACACAUCCUGUGUAUAGCCUUUACUUUCCUGAGGAAAAACAAGAAUGGUGGUGGCUUUACAUUGCAGAUAGGAAGGAGCAGACAUUAAUAUCCAUGCCAUAUCAUGUGUGUACGCUGAAAGAUACAGAGGAGGUAGAGCUGAAGUUUCCUGCACCAGGCAAGCCUGGAAAUUAUCAGUAUACUGUGUUUCUGAGAUCAGACUCCUAUAUGGGUUUGGAUCAGAUUAAACCAUUGAAGUUGGAAGUUCAUGAGGCUAAGCCUGUGCCAGAAAAUCACCCACAGUGGGAUACAGCAAUAGAGGGGGAUGAAGACCAGGAGGACAGUGAGGGCUUUGAAGAUAGCUUUGAGGAAGAAGAGGAGGAAGAAGAAGAUGAUGACUAAGCAGUACUCUGAAUGGACCACAGUGUUUGCACAUAUUUGCAAUUUUUUGCUGUUUUGGAAGUGUAUCAUAAACCAGAAACAGUACAGAACUGAUGUUGAGGGAGGUGUAGUUUUUUUACUCUUGAAAUGGGUGCAUAAUAUAACUAGGCAGUGGCGGUGCCUUGGUACAACCUGAAAAAUGUUAAGGCUUAUUGAAACCUUUCAAGUAGGGGAUGGUACAUUUAUUUCAUCUGCAAAUGAUAAUAAAUCCUUUGUUAUUAUAACUGUCCAGAAGUGUGGGCUAUGUAUUAUCUGAUCAGUCUAUGGUCCCAGUAAAAGUAAAGAUGCAGGAAACACAGUCUGUAAAUGAGCGACUUUUCUUUGUUCAGCUUUAGUUUUAGCAAACACCACAAAUAUGUUUUAAGUAACAUCGCUCAAGUUUAAGUAACAUCGCUCAAGUUGAUAAUCUCUUGAUAAGCUCUGUUGUUGACAUUUUGCAGUGAUACAACAGCUCCACUCAUAGAUUUAAACUUUUAUUUUUACUUAUCUUGGUCAUAAGUUGGCAUUCUCUCACAUUCCACAUGAUAUAGAGGGCUACGUUUUGGAAUUUUCCUUUUCUUAAUUGCCCAGAGUUAUCAGACAGAUUAUAAAAAUGGCUUUUAAUGGCUUAAACCAUUUCUAAACCUCUAUCUUAGCAGAUCAAUGCAGGAUCUAAUUCUUUUGAUAAGUUCUAGCUCUAAAAGUGAUAGUGGGACUGUAUGUUUUCUGAUACUGGUGGCUUAUGUUAUUAAACCUUUUUUAAAAAAGGUUCACUCUAAAAGCUGAACUACAUCCUUAGUUUUCAGUCUACUUGACUCUAUCAGGAGCUUUUUAAGGAAAGUAAGUAUAACAUGCAAAGGAAGCUUUUUUUGUAUUCAUUUUGGACUCCUGUCAAUAAAAAUAGAAGUUUGUUGACUCGUUUUAUGUUUCAAUGGUGUGUGUCUUUUUACUAUCAGGACAUAAAUAGGGCAAUCCACUUCUUUAUUUUUCAACUAAAGAUUGAAUAGUAUUGUACAUUACUGCUAAAGUGACUGCUAUUUCUGUAUACUGUAGAAAAACCCAGGAGUGAGAGGGAUUUCCCCUCAUAGUACAACUGGAAGGAUAGUGCUUGUAAAGAGUAGAGAUGUGUACAUGAUGAAUCAUUGAGGGAGGGUGGAUAUUUUUAUUCCUAGAUAUGGAGGAAACAUAAGUCUGUAGUAUUAUAAAACUGAUUGUAAUAAUUCUUUCCUAUCAAAAUCUCCAUAGGUCAAAAUAUUGUUGGAAUACUAAAAUUUGCAACCUUGUUUACUUUAAAAGGUUGCCACUUUCAGUGCAGAAUACUACCGGCAUCUUGUUACUGCAAUAGUUGGAAAUAAAAUGUGAAAAUUAGCAAAACCAUGAAUGGUUUUUUUGGUUCUAAAUUUAAGAUGUAAUAUUUCCUAUAAAAGGGUGAAAGCAGUUUCUUUCUCUAUAACCUCAAUCACCAGUUUAGUGAGAGCCUUUCUUGGCAGGCAGGAGGCAGUGUCACUGAGGAUUUUUUUCAUUUACUUCAUUGUACAAGUAGGAGGGUGGGUUUAAUUUUCAAAUCAGGUUCUGCUGUGAAGCACCAGUGUCUUGAGGCAGCUACUGAUUACCUAAGUGUGGUGGCAGGGGGUAAGCCAGCUGGUGUCAAGUGAAAGGAGGGAUUAGAGAAAACAGGUGUGGCACGAAGGCAAGGAAACUGAGCAGACAAGACAGAACAAUGUGUAGAAUGCAUAUUUCCUAGUUUUCUUGAAAGAUUUCAAGAAAAGUUGUUUUUUUUUUUCUAGUGGCUACUUUGCCUUAAAGAGGCUUUAUAAGUUCAUUCACACAGCUGGCUUCUCUGGUUUUAAGAUUCUGGAGAGGAUGAUAACCUAGUAACACCACAGUGCUUAAAAAAAAAAAAAAAAAAAAAACUACCAUCACCAGAAAAUUCCACCAGUUUGUUUUCCUUUUCUCUUUGUGUGAUGUGUAUGUACUUCCCAACUAAGUAAAAUAAAAUUUCCUCUAGUGAGUGCUUUAGGUAACCUCUUUCCAUAUGGCAGUAGUGAAAGAACUGAGCCUUCAGUUGAUAGUUCUUCUCUCUCCAGCAAGUCGCUAAACUCCACAUCCCUUCGUUUUUCCUCUGGAAUGAGAAUAACAAACUAUCCUAGUUUGCAUUUAAUCUAAUGGAAACUUGAGCAAAGUUUCAAUUUUCUUCCUAUAAAGAAACUGACAUUUUGUCAACAAUUGAUGAGCCUAUAGAUCAUACAGUGUAUAGGAAGUGAAAUUGAAACAGUUAAAUUAUGUGAUAUUUUUCUCUAAUUGGUAAAGUACCUAUUAAAAUACAGCUGUUCAUGAGGAGACUUACCACAAUUCAAAGUGUAGCAGUUGUGUAUUUUAGCAUUAUAAUAUUUGAUUGAGGCCCUGAGGUGUUAAUAUCUCAAUCUCAGAGUUAGAUGUUCAUGUCCUUUUUGAAUUUUUUAAACAUUUUUCAUAAUUUUUUUUUUAAGUUAGGGAGCACAUUGAGUGAAGUUCUCUGUGUAGAACAAUACCUUCUGCUCUGCUUCUCCCAGCUUUCACUGAGGGCUGGAAAAGGACAGGCCUGUCCAGCUGUACUGUCCCACUGUGUAUGGGGAAGCUCAGGCUCUGGUGGAAGCAGGGGGCGUGGAUGUCAAACAACUGAUGUGGAAACAGGGAGGGAGAGAUAUAAUGAGGCUCUCUAGGCAUGUUAUUUUUGACCACAAGUUUUGUUCAGUUUGCUUCAGCCAAUCCAAACCAUAUACUAGAGUGUUCUGUAGUCACAAUUCUUAUUUCAAAUGUAAUUCAGCACCUUACAUAAUUUUUGAGAGGUUGUCAUUCAUCACAUAUUUACUGAGUUUCUAUGUGCCAGGCUCUGUGACUGGAUACUGGAGCUAUCAAAAUGAAAAAAAUAGUGUUAAGAACUCACUCGCUGGUGUUAGAGCAGGUAGAUGAGUGGCAAUCCAUUUAAAUCCAUUUGCCUUGGCUAUUAUUUGGAAUGCCUUUUUUUUUUUUUAGUCUAUCUACUGUAGGCAGAAGAAUUAUUUCUUUAGGGGCUAGCUGUUUAUUUUGCUGGCCUUUUUUUCUCUCUUUCUCUUUUUCUUCUUAAGACGGAGUCUCGCUCUGUCCUCCAGGCUGGAGGAGUGCAGUGGCACGAUCUCAGCUCACUGCAACCUCCGCCUCCCAGCUUCAAGCGAUUCUUCUGCCUCAGCCUCCUGAGUAGCUGGGACUGCAGGUGCAUGCCACCACACCCAGCUAAUUUUUUAAUUUUUAGUAGAGAUGGGAUUUUGCCACGUUGUCCAGCCUGGUCUCGAACUCCUGGCCUCAAGUGAUCAGCCCUCCUCAGCCUCCCAAAGUGCUGGCAUUACAGGCAUGAGCCACUGCGCCCAGCCUGUUGGGUUUUUUUGGAAAAAAAACAAAAACAACAAAUCAUCAUCCUUUCCUUUAAAAUGUUUUUUUUUUUUUAAGAAACAAUUUUCCCACAAACGGUCUGAUUUAACUCCAUGAAAUCCUCUAUUUAGACUGCCUUAAAGUGAAAUAACUGUUGGUGAACCAUAACAUUUUGCCAGCUGUGUAGUGAUUAGUCCAAAUAUGUCUCAAGAAGUUAGCACCAAGCAUUCUCAUCCAUUUAAACUUGAUGCUAGGGCUAUUUUGCAAAACUUAAAAAGAUGCGAUCUUGUACAUAUUUCUGUAACCUGAGCUGAAAACCCAAAUAACAAUCAUUGACAUACUUUAGGGCUAUUGUUUCAGGUGGGGGUGUAUACAUCCCAGGGGCGUGGAGAUGAUCAAUCCAUUGAGGAAGUAUUAAGAUGAUUAUUUGUAUUUAAUCUCAUCCUUUUAAAUUUCUAUUUUUGUGUGUUUUAUAAUGUACAUAAUAUAUUGUACAAUUGUACACUUCUAUUAUUUAUAAAUAAACAUUUAUUGGUGCAUUAA